This is a messenger RNA of Malaya genurostris, 2644 nucleotides long. Its product is annotated as prolyl endopeptidase. Lineage: Eukaryota; Metazoa; Arthropoda; Insecta; Diptera; Culicidae. Gene Ontology annotation, molecular function: serine-type endopeptidase activity; oligopeptidase activity. The transcript has 8 exons. The record is from RefSeq and is a predicted model, not a curated record. Gene Ontology annotation, cellular component: cytosol. Gene Ontology annotation, biological process: proteolysis. The coding region runs from base 146 to 2419 and encodes 757 amino acids.
UUCUUCAACACUCGCGUCCUGCGGAUUUUGGUUCAGAUCUGUGGAAAAAUUUGAUUUACAUUUUCUACAAAAAUUGUAACUUCUUUAAAUGCAUUGGAUUGUUAAUGUAAUUUAACGUUAUUAAGCAUCUUAGUUCAAAAAUUUUAUGAAGACUCCGCGUUUUUUUUCCAAUCUAGUGAGAAAUUUGAGCGGGACGAACCAGAAGUAUUCAGUGCCGUGUAGAAGACAUUUGCAAUAUUUUGUUCCUAGUAGGAUAGAAUACCGUCGUUUAGCAAUGCCAGAAGUUCAAAUGAGUAACACCUUCCAAUACCCAGAAGCUAGGCGUGAUGAUUCGGUUGUGGAGGAGUUUCAUGGAAUUAAAAUAUCCGACCCUUAUCGCUGGCUCGAAGAUCCGGAUUCCGAGGAAACACAAGAUUACGUGAAAAACCAAAACAAGAUAUCGCAACCGUUUCUGGAAGAUUGUGAUGAAUGGAAAAAACUCAACCAGAAGCUGACAAAACGUUGGAACUAUCCUAAAUAUUCAUGUCCGUUCAAGCACGGGAAUCGAUAUUUCUUUUUUAUGAAUACCGGAUUGCAAAAUCAAGAUGUUCUGUACGUGCAAAACUCACUUGAUGACGAACCGAAGGUUUUUCUGGAUCCCAAUACCUUAUCGAAAGACGGAACGAUUGCUCUUGUCGGCUCUCGCUUCUCGGACGACGGAAAUCUGUUUGCGUACGGCUUAAGUCAGAGCGGAUCGGACUGGACAACGCUGAAGGUGCGAGACGUCAAUACGGGUAAAGACUUUCCGGAAGUCUUAGAGCACAUGAAGUUUGUCACCGCCUCCUGGACGAAGGACAACAAAGGAUUUUUCUACUCUCGUUAUCCAGUGGUGGAAGGAAAAGCUGACGGUUCGGAAACGGCAGCGAACGAAAACCAGAAACUAUACUACCACCGCGUUGGAGAGUCACAGGACAAGGAUGUCUUGAUUGCUGAGUUUCCGGAGGAACCUUCGUGGAGAUUACAGACUAAUGUAUCUGAUUGCGGAAAGUAUCUACUACUGUUCAUCAUGAAAGCCUGCAAGGACACGUUACUGUACUUUAGCAAUCUGGAGGGUUCCGAUGCCAUCAAGGGAAAGCUAGAUUUUGUCAAAGUGGUAACUGAAUUCGAUAGUGAUUACGAUUACAUUACCAAUGAGGGAAGCAUUUUUUCCUUCCGGACGAACAAGAAUGCACCAAACUAUAGAAUUGUGAACAUUGAUUUCAACAACCCUGGAUACGACAAUUGGAAAACUCUGAUUGAGGAACACCCAAAAAAUGUGCUGGACUGGUCCAACUGCGUCAACAAGGACAAAAUAGUGCUAGGUUACAUUGACGAUGUCAAAUCGGUGCUUCAGGUGCACAGUUUGCAAGAUGGUAGUUUUAUUUCUAGCUUCAAAAUAGAUAUCGGCACAAUCGUAGGGUUCAGCGGCGAAAAGAAGUAUUCGGAAAUUUUCUAUCAUUUCGUGUCCUUUUUGACACCAGGGAUUAUUUACCAUUUCGAUUUUGCCAAAGAAAAGGCAGAGCCAAUCGUUUUCCGUGAGGUUAAGAUCGAAGAAUUCGACAACAGUUUGUAUAAGGUGGAACAGGUUUUUUAUGAAAGCAAGGAUGGGGAACGUAUUCCUAUGUUUGUAGUGCAGAAAAAAGCGAGCAGCAAACAGGAACAAAAACCAUGUCUGCUUUACGGUUACGGUGGUUUCAAUAUUUGCAUUCAACCAUCGUUUAGUAUCACAGGUUUAGUUUUUAUCGAUUCAUUCGAUGGAAUUCUUGCUUACCCUAAUAUUCGUGGCGGCGGUGAAUACGGAGAACGUUGGCAUAACGCUGGACGAUUGCUAAAAAAGCAGAACGUUUUUGAUGACUUCCAAUAUGCAGCCAAGCAUCUGGUGGAGAGUGGCUUUACUCGUCAUGAAAAAAUCGCGAUUCUUGGCGGUUCGAACGGAGGGUUACUGGUCGGAUCAUGCAUUAAUCAGCGACCUGAACUGUUCGGGGCCGCAGUUGCUCAAGUGGGUGUCAUGGACAUGUUGCGUUACCACAAGUUUACCAUCGGUCGUGCUUGGAUGUCCGACUACGGUGAUGUUGAGGAAAAGGAGCAUUUCGAAAACCUGUUCAAGUAUUCCCCUCUUCACAAUGUUCACGCUCCGAAGUCUCUGGAAGAGCAAUAUCCAGCGACACUUGUUCUGACGGCGGAUCACGACGAUCGAGUUAGUCCAUUGCAUUCGCUGAAGUUCGUUGCAGCACUGCAUCACGCCAUCAAGGAUUGUGAGUUCCAGAAGAAUCCGCUGUUGCUGCGAGUUUAUAGCAAAACAGGGCACGGAGCCGGUAAGCCGACGGCUAAAAAGAUAGAAGAAUCAACCGACAUAUUAACGUUUAUGUUCAAAACAUUGAAACUGAAGUUGACCUUCUGAAGGCUGCCGCGAUCGUUUCGUAACAUUUUUAUUAGCUUUCGUAUGGCCAUUAUCUUGUUUGUUUUGACAGUUUUAUAUGUAGCCUAAUGAUUUGUAUUCUUAUAUUUACUCGGUAUAAUAGUCAUCGCAAUAUCGUAGUAGAGAGAAUCGAAUUAAGGUGAAAUAGUAGAUUUUGUACUGCUUGAAAUAUGGUUGAAAUAAUAUGUUCUGAUUACAGUUGUAUAA